GCCCUUUUCACAGGGAAUGAGUGUUGAUCAGUUACGAAAGAACGUCAUCGAUGAGCUUCGCAAAGCCGAAGGAGAACCGCUAUCUCUACAAGAACUUUUUGAGCGCUGUGGUGGAGCAAAAGCGACUAACUUAAAUCUUGAGGCAUUCAGGCAUUUCAUUAUGGAACGUUGCUCUCGAGCGGUGAAACCUGUCCACGGCAGUGACGAAAACAGUCUUCCCAAAUAUGCUCUUCACGUUGAUCAUGCUCGCAAAACGGGUACGUUAAAGAAAAGAACCGCUAGAUCGAAAAGCCAGUCUAGCUCGCGCGGAGGGACGCCGGAUGGUGGUACACCGCGCUUCAAUCCAAGGACUGAAGGCUUCAUAAUCUUUUGCCACAUUGUCCGACGACUUUCUGCAAUUUCGCAAGAUGGAUCUGUCAAUUGGAAUGCUAUUAGGAACCAGUACAGGAAAGAGACAGGCCGUCAGUUGGUUGCUGAUGAGUUGAACAAUAUGUGUGGCACUAUCAAUAUGACGAAGAACGAGUUGCUCACAACUUAUCUAUCGCCAGUAGUGGAAGUUCUCGACAGCCGUGGACAGAUCAUCCGUCCGACAACUUCAUUCAUAUCGAACUCCAAAACUCCUAGUCCUAUAGCACUGCAGCCACUUCCCAAAGAUCGCGAACUCUCACCCAUGGUGUCGAUCGUUUCUGAAGAAGUUCAGUCUGAUCUAAUAGGGGAUGGCGAUCAAAACAUCGUGGAACAACUACGAAAAGAUGAGGUCGAUAACGACGACAGUAAAACAUCUUCUGGAGAACGCACGCCACCCACAAGUCGAAGUUCCGCUUCGGCUGUUGACGAAGCGUCGAAGCCUUCUUCACGUGAGAUGUUCCGAACACCAGAUUCUGGCCAUACAUCCUUUGUGUCGGUGAAUCAAACAUUCGAAACUAGCGGAGAAUUUGAUUACGUUACUGGAGAUGAUAGGUCACCGGAAAGCGACAUCUCACUUGACGUCACAUGCGAAAGAUCGGCUCUGAAUAGUACCCCAUGUCGCACCCAUGAAAUUACUCUAUGCGAUGAUAACGAUCCUGUGGUGCAAAGCGAGACGGAGUAUACGGAGCAUAAGGACCCUACGGACAAAGAUGUCCUGGCGCAAUCGGAGCAAGCGGAACAUGAGGAUAAACCUUCCCCCGUCGACUCUUUUGAAGAAGCAGAAGAUAAGGAAGAAGUUGCUGAAGAGCCCGUGGAACAAGUUCCACACGAAGACGAGCGGCGCUACGAAGUUCCAUCCGAAUCCGGUAGUGAUCAUGUGGAGGACUCAGGAGAGCUUUUAUCCGAAGAACCUGCAGAGGUUGAGCCCCAAGAAAAAGUGCAGGAAGACGAACGGCCAUACGGAGUUCCAUCCGAAUCAGGAGGUGAUGAUAUCGAGGAUUCAGCGGACCUUUUGUCAGAAGAAGCGGCAGAGGUAAUCAUUCAAGAACUGGCUCAAGACAUGCCCACGGAAGAAGGUUUGCCCACAGAAGGCAACCCAGUACCAGAAAUUGUCAUCACUGAGCCAGAGGAGGAAGCGAUUAAGAAAGACGUAGAAGUAGAAGAGAAACUUGACGUAGAUGAAACAAAUGAAGCGGUAAACGAAGACUUGGAAGUUUUGCCAGAUGUUGAAUCAAUUACCGAACUCGAAGAUGUACCUAGUGAGGACAGCGAGGACGCUGAUGCGCAGACCAUAGUAAAUGUUGUAGUGGAAGAACCUGAUGAUUUGAGAAGUGAGGAGCUGUACAGCAUGGCUGAUACCAUAAGCAAUGAUUUGGGGGAAGAAUAUAUUGUUGACGAGCAAAAGGUGCUUAAAUCUGCUAUGUCCGACCCGAACAUAGAAGAAUCUGCUGAAGAAAGUGACACAUACAUUCCGCAAGGCACACCAGUCAAGGAACGAAGAUUGGUGUUUGAAGCAAGUGAAGAGAAAGAAGAGCCAGAACUUCCUAGCGUGGAGAUUGAAAUGGAUGCUGAUGUCGAUGUGAAGGAGAAAGUAGAGAUGUUUGAGCAUCUUCGAAGAGAGCAAGCCGAUGGGAAGGUCAACCUCUUAGACGAAGAUGACCAUCCGGAAAAAGGAGACGCCGCAGAGCUGGUCAGCGAUUUGGAACAUUCCUCAAGUGGGGAAGAGCCGUUUGUAGAAGAGGAGGUAACGAUGCCACCGCAUUCCCAUGUGUCGGAAACUGUAGAUAAACUGGAGAAUGAGCUUGAGAAGAAGUCCUUGCUUGUCUGCAAGGAUUGUACAGAUGUGUUUGAACAAGCGGUAGAAGAAGUGAAGGCAGGUGACCAUGAGGCAGUGGAAGAAAUAGAAGAAAGUAACGAAAUGAAAGUUAUCGAAAAAGUGACAUCUUGGGUGGAACUUAAUCAAGAAGCACCGGCAUUGAAUGAAAUGGUGACAGUGACAAUUGAGCCGUCUGAACCAGUAGCGCAGGCUGUUGCAAAGAUUUGUGACAAGGAUAACAGUUUAGUCACUAGCACAGUUGUUGUUGAUGUGAUUCCACACAAGGAGCAUGGACCCAAACUCACGGCCAGCGAGUCUUGGGAAAAAGCAUUCGUUGUUGCCAGCGGAUCUGUUCUACCCAAAUCGGCAUCUUCGCAAAAGACAAGUGUAGACCUGGAUGUAUCAGAGGCACACAGUGUCCUGCAUGAGAUGGAGAAGCUUGAAGAGAAAGCAAAGACUGAGGUUACCACGCCUGUUGUGAAGGAAGCAAAUGGAAUGGUAAAGGAUGAAAAUAAAGUAACAGACCUUACCCUAACUAAAGAGCUGCCUCCACUUCCAGCUGUAAUAAUAAAGGAAGAAAAUACUGAGGCCAUAUUGCAGUUAACGAAAAAACGAGGGCAAGCUCUGGCUCAACAACGUCGACUAAUGGACUGUUGCACAGUAUUGUAA
Cylicocyclus nassatus is the source of this 2893-nucleotide messenger RNA. The record is from the annotation of a GenBank genome assembly. NCBI's taxonomy places the organism in Eukaryota, Metazoa, Nematoda, Chromadorea, Rhabditida, Strongylidae.